GGUUGAAGCAGCUUUUCUUGGCUUCUGUCCUCGUUUUUCUAAAGUUGAAGCGUCGAGUCGUGCAGAUUCACCUGAAGAGCUGCAGGAAGUUUCAGAGCUGCUGAGGAAGAAAUGGCAGAUAGUCCAGAUCACAAGACCAGUGCCCUGCUCAGAGCCUCCCAUCUGCCUCUGAUCCGCUCCGUGUUCCGGUCCGUGUCUUCCCUCCUCUCCGGGGUCAAAGAGCGCUACCCCCUGCUGGGCCUUGUGGGGGACGUGGCAGAGGUCGGAGUUCGCGGUGUGUCUGAGGAGGCCCUGAGACGGGCCACACCCCUCCUCCAGAGUCUGGAGCCCCAAAUCGACCUCGCCAACAGGUUGGCUCUGACUGGUCUGGACAGUCUGGAGAGGACGUUUCCCAUCCUGAACCAGUCCACAGAGGAGGUGAUGACUCACUUAAAGGACGCCUUCUUUUUGACUCUGGAUGAUGUCCAGGUGUGGGUGGUGGACGGCCUGGACGGCGCUCUGGACCAGCUGGAGCGAGCCGCUGACUCGGUCCGGACGGCCGGGCGGCAGCUGCAGGAAACGCAGGUGGGCCAGGCGGCGGCGGCGGGGCUGGACAACGUCCUGAGUCUCCUGGAGGACUCCGCCGCCUACUACUUACCCCUCCCUCCUACCCUGCGCCGGGAGUGGGAGAUGAAGGUCCAGCAGUACGAGGAUGAGGAUGACGGAGACGAGCCGGGCCUCUGGACCAGAGUCCGCAGCCUGCUGCUGACCGUCAGCCUGCAGCUGUAUCACCGCAUGCUGAAGGCCAGGGAGCAGCUGCAGGGAGCCGUCCGGACACUGGGGGGCGCCGCCGAGCAGGUGGGUCUGACUCGGGUCCUGGAGUUAACAGGUGAGCUGCUGCAGUUCUUCCAGAGCCUCCUGGUGGCGCUGUUGUUCCGUGCAGAGAGUCUGAGAGAGGCCACACUGAGGGAGCUGGUGGAGCGAGCGGCCAUGUUGGCCGAGCUGAGCCCAGUUCGACAGGUCCGAGAACUGCCGGUUCAGAUCCAGCAGCUGCUCCACGACCUGCAGCAGCUCUCCAAGAUCCUGCUGCAGUUUGUGAUCAACACCACACCACUCUACAGCAUGCUGGAGCAGCCGUCGCCUCAGCAGGUGGAGGACUUCCUGAACAAGGAGGAUUUCUCAGACAGCUCAUCGCGCCGUAGCUCAGCUAACAGCCUCUUCCUCAAGGCAAUGGACGGCCGCCCUCGCCGCCGUCGCAGCAUCUACUCGCGCGCCACCCGGGCUGCUGGUGGCCCCCAAAGCCCCGACCCGCCCAACGGGCGGCGCUCGAGCACCAAGGAGCCUUCCACCCUGGAGAUGGACGGGGCGGCCCACCCUUCCGAAGGCAACGCCCUCCGACGACCGUCCGCCACCGAGCUGCUGCUCACUCCGCUCAAACAGUUUGUGGCUCAGAGCCAGAAGGCCUUGGAGUACCUGAGCCCCAACUCCAGCGACGGCGCCGCCAUCGUCACGGAAACAGACGACUCUUAAACACCCACCGCCAGCGGCUCGAAGCGACUCUGCCACGUCCGCCGAGUCCGCCUGCCGAUGCGCCACGGCGCCCCACCGCAUCCCCCGACGACCACACGUCUCUGCCUCGGCUGGUGCUGGUUUGCGCGUUCGCGCUGAACCGCAGUGGCGUCACCAAAUUAGCGCUCAGUCACUGAUGCUGCAAUUCUGCUUCACACAAACCUGUUCACCGAGAGAAACCCUGGAAAUAUCCGACCACAGAGCUUUUCUCUGCACACUGGAUGUAGAAACGAACACAGUCCUGUUGAAGCUCCAGCUUCUCUAUGAUGUAGAAAUAUGAUUCACGCCAUCUUCUUGUGCCUUCAUCUCUCUAGCCUGACACCUGAAGGCCUGGAUUCAAACUUACUGUCCACCUAGAAGAAGAGUAACCCCAGAUCAUGAUGCUGCCACCACCGUGUUCUACUUUUGAUUGUAGGUUGGUUUCAACAGGUACUCCGCCAAACUUUGAUGGAUUUCAGCCCAGCUUGGAUGUUUUCUAUAGCAGAAAUGUUUUUUUCCGUCAUGCAUUUCAUAUUUCAUCUUCCCUAGGGGAUUUAAAAAAAAUCAGAAAUCUGUUUUGUUUUUUAUGCCUUUUUCUUUCUCACAACUUUCAGAAUUUUUACCUUUUUCUCAGAAUUCAGCCACAUAAAACAAUUACUUAAAUCUGACUUGUUCCUACAGAAAGUAAAUUCUCCUCCUGCUUUUCUUGCUUUUGAUUGAAUCUGGUUGCUGCCUUAACUCAACAUACUGCAUAAAAAGUCAAAUUUAGAUUUGUAUUUUAUUGGCCCUCAUCCUUUUCCGUAGUUUCUAUCCAGGUGUUGAUGAGUCGAACAUAAAACUGUGAAUUUCUGUGCACCUUUCUCCUGACUGUUUUCUUUAAGGUAUGAGAUAUUUUGACAUCACUGCUAACUGGCUCUAACUAAAAUAUGCAAAUAUCAGAAAAAUUCAACCAGAAGAGGUUAGAUUAUUAUUCACAAUAACUGAUAUUAACCCAAGAAGCCUGGAUUUCCAACAGGACUGUGUAAUUUCUCAAUCGAGGAUCGCUGUGGUAAUCCCCCUUUACUGUAUUUAUCUGGAUCAUGGAAUCAGAGUAUUAGAAGUGGGCCGAGUACACAACCUGGUGGGACGCCUCCUAAAUCUCAAAACUAGAUCCAAAGAGGAGCGUUAGCAUCAAUCUUGGUUGUUUUUCAAAAGAAGCAGAAUUUAAGCUUGAGGGACGAGCCGAUCCUCUGAUUUCUGGGAUUCAUUGUGUCUGGGGGGGGAUGUGAAACAAAACUGCUGUGUAAACUGACUUCAAAAUAAGAGCAUGAACAUCAAUGUCUAUUUCAUUGAUGUUUAAAUAAAUCAGAACCAAAACCUCAACACAGAUGUCAAGCUUUAUCCACUGACAGUUUGUAAAACCGCUAAUAAAAAUUUAUUUUGACGAA
Molecule: messenger RNA, 2954 nt
Organism: Gambusia affinis (western mosquitofish)
Lineage: Eukaryota; Metazoa; Chordata; Actinopteri; Cyprinodontiformes; Poeciliidae
Gene: plin6
Product: perilipin 6
Exons: 8
Coding region: 112-1509 (465 amino acids)
Biological process (GO): lipid storage; positive regulation of triglyceride storage
Cellular component (GO): lipid droplet; cytosol
Source: RefSeq, a predicted model, not a curated record